This is a messenger RNA of Lolium rigidum, 1812 nucleotides long. Its product is annotated as laccase-4-like. Gene Ontology annotation, biological process: lignin catabolic process. Bases 41 to 1741 code for a protein of 566 amino acids. Gene Ontology annotation, cellular component: apoplast. Gene Ontology annotation, molecular function: hydroquinone:oxygen oxidoreductase activity; copper ion binding. NCBI's taxonomy places the organism in Eukaryota, Viridiplantae, Streptophyta, Magnoliopsida, Poales, Poaceae. The transcript has 4 exons. The record is from RefSeq and is a predicted model, not a curated record.
CGCGAUCUCAUGGUCCGGUCUUGGUCCAUGCUUAGUCCUCAUGGCAGCAACCCUGGCACUGCUCAUCAUCCAAGCGCAGGGCAUCACCAGGCACUACGAUUUCAAUGUGCAGAUGGCGAACAUGACGAGGCUGUGCCGCACGAAGAGCAUCGCGACGGUGAACGGGCAGUUCCCGGGACCGGAGAUCAUCGCGAACGAAGGCGACAGUGUCCACGUCCGCGUCACCAACAACAUCGCCCACAACAUGACAAUUCACUGGCACGGGAUCCGGCAGCUGCGGUCGGGCUGGGCGGAUGGGCCGGCGUACAUAACGCAGUGCCCAAUCCAGACAGGCCAGACGUACGUGUACAAGUUCACUAUCACCGGGCAGCGCGGCACGCUGUGGUGGCACGCGCAUAUCUCGUGGAUCCGCUCCACCGUCUACGGCGCCAUCGUCAUCCUCCCCAAGCUCGGCGUCCCCUACCCGUUCCCGGCACCUCACAAGGAGGUCCCAAUCAUCUUCGGCGAGUGGUGGGCGGCGGACACGGAUGACGUGAUUAACCAGGCGCUCAAGGUGGGCGGAGCCCCAAACAUCUCCGACGCAUAUACCAUUAACGGCCUUCCUGGACCGCUCUACAACUGCUCUGCCAAAGACACGUUCAAGCUGACGGUGAUGCCCGGGAAGACGUACCUGCUGCGCCUCGUCAACGCAGCGCUCAACGCCGAGCUCUUCUUCUCGGUCGCCAACCACACCCUCACCGUCGUCGAGGUCGACGCCGUCUACGUCAAGCCGUUCACCGUCGAGACGCUGGUCAUCUCCCCGGGUCAAACCGCCAACGUCCUCCUCGCCGCCAAACCGGUCGACCCCAGCGCUAUCUUCUACAUGUCCGCCACGCCCUACUCCGUCGUUCGACCCCCCGCAUACUUCGACAACACCACCGUGAGCGGCAUCCUCGAGUACCAAAACCCUGGCUCGCCGCCUUCUGCAUCAACCUUCCACAAGGACUUGCCGCUCUUCAAGCCGACCCUGCCGCUCUUCAACGACACAGACUUCGUCACCAGCUUCACGACCAGGCUCCACAGCCUCGCCACGCUGCAGUACCCGGCAGACGUGCCGCGGUCCGUGGACAGGCGGUUCUUCUUCACCAUCGGUCUGGGCACGCUCCCGUGCCCCAAGAAGACAACAUGCCAGGGGCUCCAUGGCGCCAAGUACGCAGCCGCCGUGAACAACGUCUCCCUCGUGCUCCCUUCCAAGGCGCUCCUGUCGUCGCACUACACCGGCAAGUCGAGAGGCGUCUACGAGUCAGACUUCCCGGCCAUCCCGGUCUCGCCGUUCAACUACACAGGAACGCCGCCGAACAACACCAACUUAGCCACGGGGACUAGGCUCCUCGUGCUGCCGUACAACACCUCGGUGGAGCUGGUGAUGCAGGACACGAGCGUAAUUGGGAUCGAGAGCCACCCCAUGCACCUUCAUGGCUACAACUUCUUUGUGGUCGGGCAAGGGUUCGGCAACUAUAACCCGACUAACGACCCAACCAAGUUCAACCUCGUCGACCCCGUCAAGCGGAACACCGUCAGCGUGCCAGCCGGCGGUUGGGCGGCCAUUCGCUUCCUUGCUGAUAACCCAGGUGUAUGGUUCAUGCAUUGUCAUUUCGAGGUGCAUUCGACGUGGGGGCUGAGAAUGGCAUGGCUGGUGCUGGACGGGAGCAAGCCAAACGAGAAGCUGCUCCCACCGCCCUCUGAUAUGCCCAACUGCUAGAUGGAUAUAAUUACUCCCUUUGUUUAUACUUACUUUGCGUUACAGGUAUAGUCAAAGUUGAACUUAUUAAG